This is a messenger RNA of Suillus paluster, 1344 nucleotides long. RefSeq names its product WD40-repeat-containing domain protein. Gene Ontology annotation, biological process: cytoplasmic translational initiation. Gene Ontology annotation, molecular function: RNA binding; protein binding; translation initiation factor activity. NCBI's taxonomy places the organism in Eukaryota, Fungi, Basidiomycota, Agaricomycetes, Boletales, Suillaceae. The record is from RefSeq and is a predicted model, not a curated record. The coding region runs from base 78 to 1082 and encodes 334 amino acids. Gene Ontology annotation, cellular component: cytoplasm; eukaryotic translation initiation factor 3 complex, eIF3m. The transcript has 8 exons.
CUUUUCUCCUCUAAACCUCGAACACGUUAUACAGCUUCACUGAUCCAUCAGCUCGACGUGCUGUUCAGAUAUUGAACAUGAGGCCAAUUUUAUUACAAGGUCACGAACGAUCCCUCACUCAAAUCAAGUUCAAUGCAGAAGGGGACUUGCUGUUCUCAUGCUCAAAAGACCAUAUCAUCAACGUUUGGUUCUCACAUAACGGUGAACGCCUAGGUACAUACGAGGGCCACAAUGGCACAGUGUGGACGAUCGACGUUGAUUCACAAUCAAGAUUUCUUGUCUCUGGAUCCGCUGACAAUGAGCUGCGUCUAUGGAACGUAUCCGACGGCAAAUGCCUUUAUGUUUGGGAGUUCCCGACGGCUGUGAAACGUGUAUCAUUUAGCGACGAUGACGAACGUGUCGUAUGCAUUACUGAGCAACGCAUGGGCUUUCAAGGUGCCAUACGAGUGUUCAAGUUGAACCGUGAUGGAGAUGGAACGGCUCAAUCACUGGAACCAGAACAUAUGUUCAAUCCCAUAGGGUCCAAGGCCACUGUUUGCGCGUUCGCACACACACCAAACCUGGUCUUAACCGGUCACGAGUCUGGAAAAGUCGCUCUUUUUGACAUCGUUACUGGGACAGAAGUUCUCAAUAACGAACGUGCGCAUAUGGAUGUUGUCACCGAUUUGCAAUUAUCCCCCGAUCGCAGCUACUUCGUAACAAGUAGCAAAGACAAAACUGCUCGGAUACAUGACACAAAAACUCUCCGAGUACUGAAAACCUUUACGACGGAGACACCUUUGAACAGUGCAUCACUAGCACCCAACAAACCAUACGUUCUUGUGGGGGGUGGUCAGGAAGCCAUGCAGGUCACAACUACGUCGCUGCGGCAAGGCAAAUUUGAGACCCGGUUUUGGCAUAAGGUCUUUGAAGAGGAGGUUGGCAGAGUAAAGGGUCAUUUCGGACCCAUCAACACGCUUGCUGUUCAUCCCGCUGGCACGAGCUAUGCUUCCGGAGGAGAAGAUGGGUUUGUACGGGUUCAUCACUUCGAUGAGUCUUACUUCAGAGCAAAGCCGUAUGGAGAUCUCGAGAUCGAGGAUUGAAUACGUAUUGCCACUUGCGCGACAUUCUGCUGCUUACUAUGACCUAGUAAAACGAUUCCAUUGCGUAUCCGGGGUGACUCUAGGAUUUACUGACAUGUGCGCUGUGAAGUAAGUUAUCGGUUCCUGCAUGAUUGGCGCGGGAUCACGUUCGUCCAGAGUGUAAGGGAAUGAGAAGGCCAUGGAUGUCAACAGUUGCUGUCUGGAACUCCCCUCUGGUGAAAACUUGACCUCGCUUCAGAUCAUAAUCGACUUUCUCGCCAUC